GCACAAUCGAAGAGAACACAGAAUCAAGCGCGUGAUUGAAGAGCUGGAAUCGUCCCGAGGAAGCUUUAGAAUAUUGUUUGGCCCGCAUCCAUGCUGUAGCAGCCAUGUUUAUGUUGGCAGAGCUGCAGGACACGCUGAAGGUGCCGCCGCAGAGCUUGAGCCUCGCGCUGCAGGAUGCUAUCACUCAGGAGCUUGCCAACCUUUACUUUGACAAGGUGCUGAAGGAUUUAGGGCUGUGUGUGACGCUGUAUGACAUUAGUAAGGUAGAAGGAGGCUCUGUAUUUCCUGGCGAUGGUGCGCCUCACUUCACGGUGGAUUUUAGGCUUGUUAUGUUCCGCCCCUUUGUUGGUGAGGUGUUGAUAGCGAAACUGAAAAGGUGCGACAAGGCAGGCCUCUAUUUGUCAUUGGGUAGUUUUUUUGAGGACAUACACAUUCCUGAGCAUCUCCUUCAACAACCUUCCAAAUUUGACGAGGAAGAGAAGCUCUGGAUUUGGAACUACAACGGGGCUGAUAUGUUUAUGGACCUUGAGGAAGAUGUUCGAUUCCGGGUAGUACAGGUGAAAUACCCACCAAUUCCUAUUGAGCAAGAGAAAGAUGCGAGACCUUUUGCUCCCAUGGCUAUCACCGGGGAUAUCAAUGCAGAUGGUCUUGGGCUUGUCGCAUGGUGGUCAUAGUCUAGCUUUUCAGUGUAGAGAAGCCUUAUCGCCUGAGAUAAGGAUAGCAAAGCUUGAGCAAGUUAAAGUUGUUUUUGAAUCAUGUUACGGAUGGUAGUAGCAUAAUAGUGGUUACAAUUUGGUUAGAGCUGAAAGGUUAGCGGCUAUUGUUGCUACCUCAUUUAGAGGGUGUUUCCUCAACGGUGAUGGGUUGUCAUAAUACUACAAGAAACAUAGCAGAGCUUCAUUAAAGUGGCAUUGACGUUUCUUGCUGAUACACGAGGAUUUCCUAUGCUUGUUUAGUUGCCUUUCACAUAUUGCUCUUUUGAAGAUAAUAUUAUAAAUAAAGACAAUGAUUUUUUUUAUAGCUU
Molecule: messenger RNA, 1024 nt
Organism: Physcomitrium patens
Lineage: Eukaryota; Viridiplantae; Streptophyta; Bryopsida; Funariales; Funariaceae
Biological process (GO): transcription initiation at RNA polymerase III promoter; DNA-templated transcription
Cellular component (GO): RNA polymerase III complex
Source: RefSeq, a predicted model, not a curated record